Messenger RNA from Labeo rohita (rohu), 2184 nucleotides. RefSeq names its product pyridoxal (pyridoxine, vitamin B6) phosphatase (gene pdxp). The record is from RefSeq and is a predicted model, not a curated record. Lineage: Eukaryota; Metazoa; Chordata; Actinopteri; Cypriniformes; Cyprinidae. The transcript is spliced from 3 exons. The coding region runs from base 380 to 1309 and encodes 309 amino acids. Gene Ontology annotation, cellular component: cytoplasm. Gene Ontology annotation, molecular function: phosphatase activity.
UUUUUUUUUUUUUUUUUUCUGGGCCACCAAGCCCCGCCCACUUUAGAAUCCUUGCUUCAUAUUAAUCAUCUCCUAUGCAAAAUGUUAUAAUAAUCGAUCACCGUGAUUUGCAUCUUCUAGCUUUCUGAUUGGAGGACACUGGGGAGAAGGCGUGCCCUCUGCGACAUCCUCUAACGUGAUUGGAUGGCAUCAGUGCCCGCCUCCACCGGUGUGUAAUGCAGCAGCGGAGAUGGACGCGCUGGUGAGCCGCUCCACUGCGUCGCGUUUGGUUCUGCGUUUUUUCCACUAGCCGUUAACCAAAGCGUACGGGAUCAUCAGCGCGUUUGAUUGAAACGGACGCAGUUCGACGCUCUCCAUCAUAGGAUCUCAAGCCAGCAGGAUGGCAGGCGCGGUGGGUGGCGGUAGGGGCUGCGUGACGCUCCACGGCGCUCAGAUCCGGGACCUGCUGGACGCCAAACACAACGUGCUGUUCGAUUGCGACGGCGUCAUCUGGAACGGCGAAACGGCCGUGAGCGGAGCCCCGGAGGUGGUGACUUUGCUGAAGCAGCGGGGCAAACGCGUGUUUUUCGUCACCAACAACUGCACCAGGCCGCGGGAGAACUACGUGCAGAAGUUCAGCCGCCUCGGCUUCACGGACGUGGCGGAGGAGGAGAUCUUCAGCUCGGCGUACUGUUCCGCCGCGUACCUGCGCGACGUGGCGCGGCUGCAGGGAAAGGUGUAUGUGAUCGGCUGCGGCGGGGUGAUGAAGGAGCUGCGGGACGCCGGCGUGCCCGUGGUGGAGGAGGAGGACGCGGAGCCGGGCGCCAGCAUCUAUAACUGCCCGCUGGACCCGGAUGUGAAGGCUGUGCUGGUGGGAUACGACGAGAACUUCACCUUCAUGAAGCUCGCCAAAGCCUGCUGCUAUCUGAGGAACUCUGAGUGCCUGUUCUUGGCCACUGACCCGGACCCCUGGCACCCGCUGAGAGGAGGCAGGAUCACCCCAGGUUCUGGCAGCCUCACGGCUGCUCUGGAGACGGCCAGCAGCAGGAAGGCCACGGUCAUCGGUAAGCCCAGCCGCUUCAUGUUCGAGUGCAUCGCCAGCCAGUUCGACCUGGACCCGGCGCGCUCGCUGAUGAUCGGAGACCGGCUGGAGACGGACAUUCUGUUCGGCAGUAACUGCGGCCUGGCCACGGUGCUCACGCUGACCGGCGUCUCCACGCUGGAGGAGGCGCUCGCCUACAGAGACAGCCAGGAGCCGCAGCAGAAGGACUGCACGCCCGAUUACGUGGUGGAUUCUGUGGCUGAUUUCCUGCAGGCGCUGGAGGAGUGAAAACUACAGCUUCAAACCUUCAAUCCCGAUGCUGUUUCUCAAAACGGACUGGUAACGUCGGCACCACAUCAAUCACUGUCCGACACCGGACGCUCACCUUAAUGCUCUGAUGAGCUUCACUGUCACCCAACAGCUGGUCAGAAGACAAUCAAGUUCCUUCCCUUGAAUCCAACAUGAAUUUCUAAUGGUGAUGUAAACCGCAUUGGUGAUUAGUUAAGUCUAGUUAAAGCACUGUGCCAAUUGAAUUCUCUACUUAGUAAUGGGACGGUUUAGAGCAGUUUGACCAAUGCAGUGAAUAAUUCAGUUUUAUGUGCCAACUACUGUACGUGUAUUUAUUGAAUCAUUUUUAUUUAGAUAGAAUUAGUGUUGUUUGACUGAGAUGUUGUUCAGAUCUUGGUGAAAAUGUCUGAAUACUGCUCACUUGUUUGUUGAUUGGGUUUCAACUGCCUUUAUUAACAGAAGUGACCUUUCUGACCGGAGUAGUUGAUGUUUGCGAGCCGCUUGUUAUUCUGUGGUUCGGUUUAAUGUAAAACUCAAAAACGUGUGAAACAUCUGCAAAUCUGACGUGCCAAAAUCAUCCCGUGUGAAACCACUGAAUGUGAACCUGCAUGAAUGAGAAAAUGAUUAUGUAGUGAUUUUGAUUCUAGUCGGUCAACCUUUCAUGGAAACUGGACUAUUUUGAGUGAUUUCUGGUCAUUGUUCAUUGUCUUUAGACUUUGUGUCCAUUAUGAACAUCUGAUUCUGAACAGUAAUAAUAUGGAAGGAAACACCAGAUGUCUAAAUGAAUCUGAAGUCAACUGUGAACUGCUUUGAUGGAUUUAAUGCUCUCUCUGUGGUGUGAAUUAACUUUUUUAGAAAUAAAAAUAUGCCUUGUA